Messenger RNA from Wallemia ichthyophaga EXF-994, 2127 nucleotides. Its product is annotated as Glutamine-dependent NAD(+) synthetase. NCBI's taxonomy places the organism in Eukaryota, Fungi, Basidiomycota, Wallemiomycetes, Wallemiales, Wallemiaceae. Gene Ontology annotation, cellular component: cytoplasm. Bases 1 to 2127 code for a protein of 708 amino acids. The record is from RefSeq and is a predicted model, not a curated record. Gene Ontology annotation, molecular function: glutaminase activity; NAD+ synthase (glutamine-hydrolyzing) activity; ATP binding. The transcript has 13 exons. Gene Ontology annotation, biological process: NAD+ biosynthetic process.
AUGCAUCUAAUCACUCUGGCUACCUCACUUAACCAAUGGGCUUUGGAUUUUCAGGGAAAUUACGAAAGAAUCCUUGAGAGCAUCAAAGUCGCUAAAUCUCGCGGUGCUUCUCUACGCGUUGGCCCUGAGCUUGAGAUUACCGGCUAUGGCUGCUUGGAUCAUUACUUGGAGGGUGACACUAUCCUUCACUCAUGGGAAAUUCUCGCCAAAUUACUCCAAGAUGACCACACACAUGGCAUCAUUUGCGAUAUUGGCAUGCCUCUUAGACAUAAGAACGUCACUUACAAUGCCAGAGUUAUUAUCAAUGAUGGCAAGAUUCUUCUUAUUCGUCCAAAGAUGUGGAUGGCCAAUGACGGCAAUUACCGCGAACUGAGACACUUUUCUCCGUGGUUGAAACACCGCCAAACGGAGGACUUCUUCUUACCGCGCAUCAUACAAUCAACUACCCAGCAGACUACUGUUCCAAUUGGUGACAUUGUCUUGUCAACGCUCGAUACCUGCGUCGGGGUUGAGUUGUGCGAGGAGCUCUUCACUCCAGCAGCUCCACACGUCAAUAUGGGUUUGGAUGGUGUCGAGAUAUUCACCAACUCCUCCGGAAGCCACCAUGAGCUCCGUAAGCUAAAUAGACGUAUGGAGCCGAUCAAGGAGGCUACACUGAAGCUUGGUGGUAUUUACCUGUAUGCUAACCAACGCGGCUGCGACGGUGACAGGUUGUACUACGAUGGUUGUGCCAUGAUAGUGUUGAACGGCGAGGUAGUUGCUCAGGGUCCUCAAUUCGCUCUUACAGACGUAGAUGUCGUCACGGCCACUGUGGAUAUGGAAGACGUGCGCUCGCGCCGCACCUCCAUCAGCCGCAAUCUGCAAGCAGCACAGAGUGGGGCACUUCCACGCGUACACGUCCCUAAGGCUCUAUCCUACGGUGUAGGCGAGAAUUUUCUUGCUGCUCAACCUUCCCAGCCCGCUCCUCUCACUAUACACCGCCCCGAAGAAGAAAUAGCUCUCGGUCCCGCCUGCUGGCUGUGGGAUUAUCUGCGCAGGUCGCGCACGCAGGGCUACUUCCUCGCACUGAGCGGAGGCAUUGACUCGUGCGCUUCGGCUACCAUCGUUAGCUCAAUGUGUCGCCUGGUUGUUAAGGCCUGUCAGAACGACGAACAGCACGUACUCGCUGACGUCAGACGCAUCACUGGCGAACCCGAUCACUCGACGUAUGUCCCCGCAGACCAUCGCGAGCUAUGCAACAGAAUCUUCUAUACUUCCUACAUGGGCACGGAGAAUAGCAGCGACGAGACACGCCAACGCGCCAAGGAUCUCGCCCACGAUAUCGGCAGCUACCACGUCGACAUCAACAUGGACGCUGUGAUUGGUGCUAUACGAGACCUCUUUGGGUUAGCUACGGGACACAAACCGAAAUUCAGAGCACACGGCGGCAGCUAUGCGGAGAACAUAGCUCUGCAGAAUAUACAGGCACGUCUGCGUAUGCUGCUCUCAUAUCUCUUCGCACAGCUGUUGCCUUGGGUGCGCGGCCGCGUCGGCGGACUGCUCGUCCUCGCCAGCAGCAAUGUGGAUGAAUGUCUGCGCGGUUACCUCACCAAAUACGACUGCUCGAGCGCGGACCUCAACCCUAUUGGCAGCAUCAGCAAGACUGACUUGAAGCGCUUCAUCGCUUGGGCGCAGUACGAAUUCGACCUUCCGAUACUUGAAGGAUUCUUGCACGCCACUCCAACAGCAGAACUCGAGCCUAUUACCCAUAACUACGUGCAAUCGGACGAGGCCGACAUGGGAAUGACGUACGACCAGCUCUCCGCGUUCGGUAGACUGCGCAAGGUAGAGAAAUGUGGUCCAUUUAGCAUGUUCACCAAGCUGCUGUCUGAGUGGAAAGAUGUCAUGGCGCCAGCCGAGAUCGCCGAGAAGGUGAAGAAGUUCUGGUUCGAGUAUUCGCGCAACAGACACAAGAUGACGACAUUGACGCCGUCGUACCAUGCUGAAAGCUACUCACCAGAUGACAACCGCUUCGACUUGCGCCCUUUCCUCUACAACGCUAGAUUUCCCUACCAGUUCGAGAGGAUUGACGACACAGUGAAGCGCGUUGAGCAGCUUCAAAAAGAGGUAGAGACACAGCAAAAGUAA